Plasmodium inui San Antonio 1 is the source of this 324-nucleotide messenger RNA. RefSeq lists its product as hypothetical. The record is from RefSeq and is a predicted model, not a curated record. The transcript is spliced from 3 exons. The coding region runs from base 1 to 324 and encodes 107 amino acids. Lineage: Eukaryota; Apicomplexa; Aconoidasida; Haemosporida; Plasmodiidae.
AUGUUCAUUUUCUUAACUUCAUUUCUAUGCCAACUUCUUACGCAGAAAAACCGCUCCAUUCGUUAUCUAUCGAGUGAAUUCAAGUCUCUCCCCAAGCCGCCCGCAGGAACAGGCGUCGUGUUUCACGGAAAACUGCAACAAGUAAAAUACGCCAUCAGUUUCCCGAGUUACCUGUUUAUAAUUUUUUCCGGGUUUAUGGGGGCCAUGUCAGGAAAUUUCUUUUUUAAAAAAUACAUUUUGAGGAGGAACCCCCCCAACCCCCUGAGGGACCCCAACGAUUUACCGCCGGAGAAGCACCCACACACCCCUGAGGAGGAUGAUUAA